AUGCCACCUGUCACCCCCGCCACUGCGAUCAGCGUUCUGCCGCUGCAUGCGGCCGUGGCCGCGGGAAAAGUUGAGGAGGUGCAAGUGUGGCUCGACGUGCACGCGCCGCUUCCAUCGGAGGAAGGGCUGGACCGCGAAGGCAAAUCCGUUUCCACCCCGCAGUGGCCUCCGAGGCCAGUCAGCGACAUCCUCGGACCAGGGAGCGCGUCGAGGGAGCCGCCGUGCGAUCAGGUCGGGGACGCUGCCGACGCUGGGCCAGGGGCGAACGAAGCGACGGAGGAUGGCGAAAAUCCAGUCAGGCCAGGCAUACAGAACAAACACAGGUUCGCCGGCGAGCUCGCACGACUUCCUUCGAUUCCCAAGAGGGAUAGCGAUCGAUCGAGCGCAGGUGUCGACGGCGUGAAGCGGGGCCCCGUUGAUACCCGCAACGAGCACGGGAACACUGCACUCGCGGUGGCGGCGGCGCUGGCGGAUCCUGCUGUGGCAGCGGAGUUGACGGCUCUGUUGCUGGAACACGGGGCGUCACCCCUCGUGUUGUCCAGCAAUCUGACACCGCUGCACUGGGCGGCACAGCAGGGUAAUUGGGCGGCGCUAACGACGAUGGCGAAGUGGGAGGGAGGACGCGCCGUGGAUGCGAGGGCGGCGGAGACGGGAGAGACGCCCCUGAUGGCAGCGGCGAGCGCCGGACAGUUGGAUUGCUGCCUGAGUCUCCUCACCGCCGGUGCGGAUCCCUUGGCGGUCAACGUCGACGGCGUGGGGAUUCUCGCUCUAGUGGCGUCCAAGGUGUCGCAGGGUAAACGCUCCAAGGUGCGAGCCGCCGUGCGAUUGGCGCUGCUGAACGCGGCGCCCCAGCUCCGGGUGUUGCUGCUGCAUCACGAGGACUGCGGCAGGCACAUCUCCUUCAAGCCGCAUCAGGAAUCACCCGAACGCAUCAGCGCCAUCCUCGCCUUCAUCGCGAAAGGCGCGACGAUCGGGUCGCUCUCCGCCGACGAGCUCCUGGUGUCCACCGAAUUCGACCAGGCUAGCAAGGAGCACCUCCUGCGGUGUCACAGCGAGGAGUACAUCUCCGUCAUUACCCAGCUGGGGGAGCAGGUGGCAAACACUCCCGUGGCGUUUACCCCGUACUACCAGGGCUUCAAGGGAUUGCCCCAGGCCAAACAAAAGAAGGCUGAGUUCAGCGACACAUUCUUCAGCCCCGGAACCAUGGCCGCGGCCCUGAGAGCCGCGGGCGGUGUCGUUCACGCCGUGGAGAGCGUGCUGAAGGGACACUCACGCACGGCGUUUGUGUGCGUGCGCCCGCCGGGUCACCACGCCGGUGUGGACGGCGCCACCGCCGGGGCUCCGAGCAGCGGGUUCUCGAUCGUCAACAACGCCAUGAUAGGUGAGUGGUCCUCCGACGUUUCGUAA
Micromonas commoda is the source of this 1407-nucleotide messenger RNA. RefSeq names its product histone deacetylase. The record is from RefSeq and is a predicted model, not a curated record. Gene Ontology annotation, molecular function: protein binding. The coding region runs from base 1 to 1407 and encodes 468 amino acids. The transcript has a single exon. NCBI's taxonomy places the organism in Eukaryota, Viridiplantae, Chlorophyta, Mamiellophyceae, Mamiellales, Mamiellaceae.